Messenger RNA from Eucalyptus grandis, 1980 nucleotides. Its product is annotated as protein SAR DEFICIENT 1. Gene Ontology annotation, cellular component: nucleus. The record is from RefSeq and is a predicted model, not a curated record. The transcript is spliced from 7 exons. Gene Ontology annotation, biological process: regulation of salicylic acid biosynthetic process. Gene Ontology annotation, molecular function: sequence-specific DNA binding; calmodulin binding; DNA-binding transcription factor activity. The coding region runs from base 96 to 1505 and encodes 469 amino acids. NCBI's taxonomy places the organism in Eukaryota, Viridiplantae, Streptophyta, Magnoliopsida, Myrtales, Myrtaceae.
UCUCUCUCUCUUUCUCUGUCUCUCUCUCUCUCUCUCUCACACACACACACACACACACACAGACGCACAAUUUGACAGCUUUUGGGACUUCAUCAAUGGCUGCAAAAAGGUUAUUCAGCGAUUCUGGUUCGGACUCCGAUCAGCCGUCUGAAAAACGGACGCGAACUCGACCUUCUUUGGCUUCUGUAAUAGGAGAAGUGUUGAUGGUGAACUCCUUGAAGAACUUGUGCUCGGGCUUGGAGCCGAUGCUUCGUAGAGUGGUAAAUGAAGAGGUGCACAGCAGCCUUGCACGGUGCUCACGCAUGCUUACGCGGGUCCCCUCGCUCCGAAUGCAAGCACUGGAACCCCCGAUCCUCGAGUUAAGAUUCAGCAAAAGUCUCACUCUGCCUAUUUUCACUGGAAGCAAGAUCAUGGAUGCGGAUGGUUCUCAACUCCAGAUCAUGCUUGUUGACACAAGAGGCGAUCAAGCGGCCCCCCCAACUCUUCCUAGCCCAAUUAAGGUCGAGAUUGUGGUCCUGGACGGUGAUUUUCCUCCAGGAGACUGCACUAAUUGGACGAGUGAGGAAUUUGAUCGGAACAUCGUUAGGGAGAGGCAAGGGAAGAGGCCUUUGCUCGCUGGAGAGCUGAGCGUGACCAUGAGGAGCAAUGGGGUGGCUGCCAUUGGGGAUAUCGAGCUGACCGAUAAUUCAAGCUGGAUUAGGAGCAGGAAGUUUAGGCUUGGUGCUAGGGUUUCUCCUGGGAGCUACCAAGGCACUAGGAUACAUGAGGCCAUGACCGAGGCAUUCAUCGUCAAAGAUCACCGAGGAGAAUUGUACAAGAAGCAUUAUCCACCGCAAUUGGGGGACGAAGUGUGGCGUCUAGAGAAAAUUGGGAAAGAGGGAGCAUUUCACAAGAAGCUUUACAAAGCAGGGAUUAAGACUGUCCAAGAUUUCCUGAAGCUGUCUGUUGUGGACCCAAAUAAGCUUAGAACGAUAUUGGGAACUGGUAUGUCUGAGAAGGUCUGGGAUGCAACCAUAAAGCAUGCAAUGACCUGUGAGAAGGGUAACAUGCAUUACAUAUACCAAGGGCUCAACUCCAGCAUCACCUUGAAUCCAAUCUGUCAAGUUGAAAGGGCUGUGGUUAAUGGGCAAAUCUACACCCAAAGGGACCUCACAAAUAACAUCAUCAGGCCCCAUGUUGAGAGUUUGGUCAGAGAAGCUUACUCACAUUGGAGCACAUUGGAAGAGACUGAAAGUCUUCCCUUUCCUGAAACAGCUCAACCGCCACUAGGCGAGGUGGAGGAUCAGUGCCCCACACAUUAUCACCUGGCAGAUAAAGCUUUUGGGGAGUUCCUGCCAACGAGCCAUCAUGCACAGCUUGGGGCUAGUAAUGAUUGGCAGAUAAUCUCAGCAUUUCCGGCCACUCCUUUUGAGCAUGCGAUCAGGUACAACGGCAUCCCGGAGACAUCGUCGUCGUCUGAUGGUAACAGUCUUGCACCCCCAAGGUCUUUCAUGGAUGGGAGCUAAAUUAGGGUUUGAUCGAUGCACUAAAGUUAGGUGGUAUAUAUAGUCAAUCAUGUAAUGAGGGAAUCAUCAUGUGAGGCAAGCAGUUGUAGUUGGCGGCCUUCGCAAAAAGGGUCUUAGUGGUUCGAAAUGGACCUCGAACUAGUGACCGAGGUCGUCUCGGACAAGAAAUGCAUCUCCAUGUUUAGGAAGUUUUGCAAGGGCGCCUCCUAUGCGGGCGAGCAUUACUUGCCCACUUUGUGAGCGUCAAGUUUGGGAGGAGGAAUUCAAAUAGGAGCUUUGGACAGGCUGUUGAGAUUUGCUCCGAAAGUUAUGAGGUCCUAAGGUUAAUUUGUCAAAUCCUAUGACAAAUGUUAGCGAUAACCCUAAUUAGUGUUGUAUAGGUGGCAAGCAAAAGUGGAAUAGUUAAGCAGCCAUCUUUUGUACUUGUUUAUGAGAUUUUUUAUAGAGCAAUAAAGUAUGCGCAUGACGUUGAAGA